UAAAAUCAGACUUCUUGGAAGCGAGUACUAGUAGACAUCACUAGCAGCGUUUUUUAAUUUCAUUUAUUGCAAUCAAUUAAACAUUUAUUAUCAUUAUGAAAGUAUUUGUUGCCUUAUCAGCUUUGUUGGCAAUUGCUUCUGCCACUCCUCUGUUGAAUCGUCUAAUUGUUCCUUCGAGUCAAUAUCACUCACAGGAUGGAAUUGGUCAAUAUGCCUAUGGUUACAAUGACCACUUGUCUUCUAAGCAGGAGAUAAAAUCUCUGGAUGGCAUCACCAGAGGAUCAUACAGCUACAUUGACUCAAACAAUGUUCUACAAACAGUUGAUUAUGUAGCUGAUGCUGGUGGUUUCCGAGUUUCAGCAACCAAUUUGCCAAAACCUGUUGCAGCUCCAGUUGUACCUGCCCAGGAUAUUCCUCAACAAGUUGCAGAAACUCCAGAAGUUGCUGCUGCCAAAUCUGCUCACUUUGCUGCAAUUGAAGAAGCCAAACUGAGAAAUGGUGUAGUUUCAGUUCCAGCUCUAUUCCCAUUCCCAGCUGGACAACCUCAACAAGUUCAAGACACACCAGAAGUUGUUCUUGCUAAAGCUGCUCAUUUUGUUGCCAUAGAAGAAGCCAAAAGACGAGUUCCAGCUCCAAUAGUAGAACUCCCAAAACCAAUUGCGGACACACCUGAAGUUGCCCAAGCUAAGGCAGAACAUCUGAUUGCAGUCGAACAGGCAAAACUGAGGAACUCCUAUCAACCCAUUUAUAGUGGAGUUACAAUUGUCCAAAGUCCUUCCUUGAUUCCAUCACAAGGACAAAGACCACUUCCGUCCUCUGGAUCGUCAUACCCUUAUGGUGUUGUCAAUGGCCCUUAUGCGAACUACCCCUACUCACCAUACGUAAGGUACCAUCAAUUAUACAAUUUUUGAAACAGCUGAACUGCUAAUUCGUAUGAGAGUUAUCAAAUUUGGGCCCUUUGAAUUAUAUAUCUAACUGAUGAAAAAUAAAGUACACACAAGCAAUUAUAAUUUU
Messenger RNA from Eupeodes corollae, 1014 nucleotides. RefSeq names its product cuticle protein-like. NCBI's taxonomy places the organism in Eukaryota, Metazoa, Arthropoda, Insecta, Diptera, Syrphidae. The transcript has a single exon. Bases 96 to 911 code for a protein of 271 amino acids. Gene Ontology annotation, molecular function: structural constituent of chitin-based larval cuticle. Gene Ontology annotation, cellular component: chitin-based extracellular matrix. The record is from RefSeq and is a predicted model, not a curated record.